AAUUCCCUCCUUCCCUCGUUUUCUGCUCUCUUCUUCCCUUUUUUUUUUUUCCUUCUUCGUUCUUCUUCUUCCUCCUCCCUCUCUCUCUAUCACUAAAACCCUCGUUUUCUUCAAUCGCCGUCGCUCUUCUCUUCAUCGGAAUCUAACAAAUCCGACUCACGUUUCACUACGAUCCAUGUCUGGUCUCGUACGAUCUUCUUCCGGCUCUUCUCAGCCGCCACCGCCGCCGCCGCACCAUCCGCCGUCAUCUUCGGCUCCGGUGACUUCUACGCCGGUCGUGCCACCUAUUCGUCGUCACUUAGCUUUUGCCUCAACAAAACCGCCGUUUCACCCUUCGGAUGAUUACCAUCGAUUUACUCCUUCGCUCACUAAUAACAGCGAUAGGAGCUUCAUUAAUGGCUGUGGUGUUGUAGAUCGGGAGGAGGAUGCUGUCGUUGUUAGAUCUCCUUCACGGAAGAGAAAGUCGACAAUGGAUGUAGUUGUUGCUCCAUGUAAUAAUGGAUUCACAACAAGCUCUGGUUUCACUAGCAUACCCAGCAGUCCCUGUCGAACUCCUUCAAAGGCGGGCAGAGUCAACAUCAAGUCAAAGGCCAAAGGAAAUAAGUCAGCUCCCCAAACACCCAUCUCAACGAAUACUGGUUCUCCUGUCACACUUACUCCUUCAGGAAGUUGCCGUUAUGACAGUUCCCUCGGUCUUCUUACAAAAAAGUUCGUCAAUCUAAUUAAACAAGCCAAAGAUGGAAUGCUGGACCUAAACAAAGCUGCAGAAACAUUAGAGGUGCAGAAACGACGUAUAUAUGAUAUUACAAACGUUUUGGAGGGGAUAGAUCUCAUCGAAAAGCCUUUCAAGAAUCGAAUACUUUGGAAGGGCGUUGAUGCUUCGAGUCCUGAUGAUGUGGAUGCUGACGUAUCUGUAUUACAGGCAGAAAUCGAAAACCUUUCCCUCCAGGAGCAAGCAUUAGAUAAUCAAAUCAGACAAUCGGAGGAAAGAUUAAGAGAUCUGAGCGAAAAUGAAAAGAAUCAAAAAUGGCUAUUUGUUACUGAAGAGGAUAUCAAGAGUUUGCCAGGUUUCCAGAACCAGACUCUGAUAGCCGUCAAAGCUCCUCAUGGCACAACUUUGGAGGUGCCUGAUCCAGAUGAAGCGGUUGACCACCCCCAAAGGAGAUACAGGAUCAUUCUUAGAAGUACAAUGGGACCUAUUGACGUAUACCUCGUCAGCGAAUUUGAAGGAAAGUUCGAAGACACAAAUGGGAGUGUUCCAGCACCACCAGCAUGCUUGCCUAUUGCUUCUAGCUCAGGAUCUACUGGACACCAUGACAUUGAAGCCUUAACUGUUAAUAACACAGGAAAUGCUAUUGAGCAUCAGGUGUCUCAUGAUCAUGCUCAUCCUCAACCCGGCGAUACCUCUGAUCUUAAUUAUUUGCAGGAGCAAGUAGGAGGAAUGCUUAAGAUUACUCCCUCUGACAUCGAAAAUGAUGAGUCGGACUACUGGCUUCUCUCAAAUGCUGAAAUUAGCAUGACAGAUAUUUGGAAAACCGACUCUGGUAUUGAUUGGGAUUAUGGAAUAGCCGACGUGGGUACUCCACCACCGGUAAUGGGCGAAAUAGCGCCAACCGCUGUUGACUCAACCCCAAGAUGAUCCAAUACCAAACACGCAUCUCAACUUCUGAUCCCAAAGGUGUUACCUCACAACACUCCCAAAAUCAAAUCCAAGGAGGGAGCAAAUACAGAACCUGUAUGAAUCAAUGACAGGUGCGUUCCAUACAAUGUACCAUUAGAUUAUAAUUCAUUUAUCGCUAGAGUAAUGUUGUAGAGGAGCACCAGUUACGAAAAACUAAUGUAAGUUUAACAGAGAAUGCACUACAUCGGCUGCAUUGGUACACUAUUUGAGUAUAAUUUUUGACCA
This is a messenger RNA of Capsella rubella, 1906 nucleotides long. Its product is annotated as transcription factor E2FA. Gene Ontology annotation, biological process: regulation of transcription by RNA polymerase II. The record is from RefSeq and is a predicted model, not a curated record. Bases 176 to 1639 code for a protein of 487 amino acids. NCBI's taxonomy places the organism in Eukaryota, Viridiplantae, Streptophyta, Magnoliopsida, Brassicales, Brassicaceae. Gene Ontology annotation, cellular component: RNA polymerase II transcription regulator complex. The transcript is spliced from 13 exons. Gene Ontology annotation, molecular function: protein dimerization activity; DNA-binding transcription factor activity, RNA polymerase II-specific; RNA polymerase II cis-regulatory region sequence-specific DNA binding.